AUGGACCACCGCGGUGGGGCCGUGGCGACAGGGUACGUCAAGGAGGACGACGAUGACGAAGAGGAGGAGCGGGCGGGCGGUACUGUGGCCACGCCGGGGUCAAGACUGCCCCCCAUCGCAGGCGGCGCCUCAGAGCUGGUCAAACGGAAGGUGAAGAAGAAGAAGAAGAAGAAAAAGAUCAAGGGGUCGGGCAAGGGGGACGCAGAUAAACAGCAGAGUCGAGGCCUGAAGAAUCAGUCGCUUUCUUCAUCUCCUCAUGAAGUCCUAAGUCCGAGCAAAGAUCACAGCCCAAAGCAAGAGGACACAGAGGACAAAGAGGACGACAAGCAUAUCCUCACCUACUCUUCAAGCCUCCCUGACUCUGCCAGAGUAGAAGAGAGCCUUUCAAGCCAGAUCAACGAAAGCCUACGUUGGGAUGGGAUUCUCUCUGACCCUGAAGCAGAAAAAGAAAGGAUUCGCAUAUAUAAACUAAACCGGAGGAAGCGGUACCGGAUUUUGGCCCUCAAGGGCUUGCACUCCAACCAGGAUGCCCAGGAGGCCGAGGAGAACCUUCCCUAUCUCUCCGACAGAGACAGCGGCUCCAACAGCGGGCCGCCCGCUCUAAAGGCUGACCGCCAACACCACUAUUUUGAAAUGAAUCUGUCCCCAAAGACCCUACACUCAGAUUUAGCUCCUGCUCUGCCAGAGUGA
Messenger RNA from Orycteropus afer afer, 690 nucleotides. It is a transcript of the gene LIAT1, whose product is annotated as chromosome unknown C17orf97 homolog. The coding region runs from base 1 to 690 and encodes 229 amino acids. Gene Ontology annotation, biological process: protein arginylation. The transcript has 2 exons. Lineage: Eukaryota; Metazoa; Chordata; Mammalia; Tubulidentata; Orycteropodidae. The record is from RefSeq and is a predicted model, not a curated record.